Messenger RNA from Punica granatum (pomegranate), 3100 nucleotides. The record is from RefSeq and is a predicted model, not a curated record. Lineage: Eukaryota; Viridiplantae; Streptophyta; Magnoliopsida; Myrtales; Lythraceae.
GACAGAAACAGACGCCCCCCCCUUCCCCCCCCCCCUCUCUCUCUCUCCCCUCUUCUUCUUCCUCUGCUUGUUCCCCUGCGAGCUGAGGAGGAGCUGCGGAGAUUCCUGACAUACCCAAGUCGGACGCCCUGGAGCUCGAUCAGUUCCUGUAAGGUUUCAUCCCUUUCUUUAGUAGCUCCUAUUUGUUGUGUGGGUUGGGCGUGCUCUGCAAAAAUGAGCGUAGUUGGGUUUGAUUUUGGAAAUGAGAGCUGCGUCGUUGCAGUUGCAAGGCAAAGGGGAAUUGAUGUUGUGCUCAAUGAUGAGUCAAAGCGAGAAACUCCUGCAAUUGUAUGUUUCGGUGAGAAACAAAGAUUUAUUGGGACUGCUGGAGCUGCUUCUACCAUGAUGAAUCCGGUGAAUUCCAUUUCCCAGAUAAAGCGCUUGAUUGGCCGUCAAUUUUCUGACCCCGAGCUCCAAAGGGAUUUAAAAUCCUUUCCUUGUCUUGUCACAGAGGGGCCAGAUGGUUACCCCUUGAUUCAUGUGAGGUACUUGGGUGAGUCGAAGACGUUUACCCCAACCCAAGUUCUGGGCAUGCUGUUCUCUGAUCUUAAGGGCAUAGCUGAGAAGAAUUUGAAGGCAGCUGUGGUUGAUUGCUGCAUUGGGAUUCCAGUUUAUUUCACGGAUCUUCAGAGGAGAGCUGUUCUAGAUGCUGCCACUAUUGUGGGGUUGCAUCCUCUUCAGCUGAUUCAUGAGACUACCGCAACUGCCUUGGCUUAUGGUAUUUACAAGUCUGAUUUGCCUGAGAAUGACCAGCUCAAUGUUGCAUUCAUUGAUAUUGGUCAUUCAAGCUUGCAAGUCUGCAUUGCUGGCUUCAAAAAGGGCCAGCUGAAAAUAUUGGCUCACUCCUAUGACAGGAAUCUCGGCGGUAGAGAUUUUGAUGAGGUUCUCUUCCAGCAUUUUGCUGCGAAGUUCAAGGAGGAGUACAAGAUUGAUGUAUUCCAGAGCGCAAGAGCAUGUCUGAGGCUCCGUGCUGGUUGUGAAAAGCUUAAGAAGAUUCUUAGUGCUAAUCCCGAGGCACCUCUGCAUGUUGAGUGUUUGAUGGAUGAUAAGGAUGUGAGGGGCUUCAUCAAGCGGGAGGAUUUUGAGCGGAUUAGUGCUCCAAUCUUAGAGCGUGUCAAGAGACCCCUAGAGAAGGCCCUUGCUGAUGCUGCACUUUCGGUUGAGAAUGUUCACAUGGUUGAGGUUGUUGGAUCAGGAUCACGUGUUCCCGCUGUUGGGAAGAUAUUGACAGAAUUCUUUGGGAAGGAACUUAGGCACACUAUGAAUGCAAGCGAGUGUGUGGCCAAGGGGUGUGCACUCCAGUGUGCCAUCUUAAGCCCCACCUUCAAAGUUCGAGACUUUCAGGUCAAUGAGAGCUUUCCAUUUUCAAUUGGCUUGACUUGGAAAGCCGCGGAUUCCCCGAACGGGGGUGCGGAGGGUCAACAAGGAACAGUAGUGUUCCCUAAAGGAAAUCGAAUACCUAGUGUAAAAGCUUUGACAUUUUUCAGAUCAAACACAUUUACCGUUGAUGUCCACUAUGCGGAUGUCGGUGACUCGCCUUAUCCUGCAAAAAUCAGUACAUAUACUAUUGGUCCCUUCCAUUGUACAAAAGGUGAGCGAGGCAAAGUUAAGUUGAAAGUUCGCUUGAAUCUGCAUGGAAUUGUAUCUAUUGAGUCGGCAGCGCUUCUGGAAGAAGAGGAGGUUGAGGUUCCGGUCACAGAACAUUCAGUUAAUGAAGGUGACGAGAUGGACACUGAUGAAGCUUCAGCUGGUCCUACUCCAUCUAGUUCCCAUGAUGCCGGUGCUGAUGCUUCUGGUGUUGAAAACAGAGCUCCUGAAUCUGGUGAUAAAACUGCUCAUAUGGAUAUAAAUACCAAUGCUCCAAAGAAGAACGUGAAGAAAAUAAAUAUUCCCGUGGCAGAGUUCAUCUCUGGUGGAUUAUUGCCCUUGGAUCUCCAGAAAGCUGUGGAGAAGGAGUUUGAAAUGGCUUUGCAGGAUCGCAUCAUGGAAGAAACCAAAGACAAGAAGAAUGCUGUGGAAGCCUAUGUUUAUGAUAUGAGAAACAAGCUCAACGACAAAUAUUAUGAGUUUGUUACCAAUUCAGAAAGGGAGGACUUCAUUAAUAAGCUGCAGGAUGUUGAGGACUGGUUGUAUGAUGAAGGUGAGGAUGAAACAAAAGGCGUCUACGUUUCAAAGCUCGAGGAACUUAAGAAGAGAGGUGACCCCGUUGAAGUGCGGUAUAAGGAACAUAUGGAGAGAGGAACGGUGAUGAGCCAACUUAUUUACUGCAUUAAUAGCUACCGUGAAGCAGCUAUGUCGAAUGAUCCCAAAUUUGAUCACAUUGAUAUGGCUGAAAAACAUAAGGUGUUGAAUGAGUGCAUGCAAGCUGAGGUGUGGUUAAGGGAGAAGAAGCAGCAGCAAGAUUCACUUCCGAAACAUGCUAAUCCAGUUCUCCUGUCGGCUGAGAUGACAAAGAAGGCUGAAGCCCUUGACAGAUUUUGCCGUCCAAUAAUGACAAAACCGAAGCCCAAGCCGGCAAAGCCAGCCACUCCAGAAGUCCCACCAAGCUCUCCUAGUCAUGGCGAGCACCAGUAUCAAGGUGGGAAUUCUGGUCCAAAAGCCAACUCCAAUAACAAUCCCCCUGCCCCAGAAGCUUAUGAGGAGUCAAUGGACUCCGACAAAUCCGAUGCACCGAGUUCUGUGUAAGUUUUUCUCAUAAUAAAUCGAUUCCCUCGGAGAUUCACUUGGUUCGGCCAAGCUUGACUCCUAUAAAGAGAAUUUCUGCUGCACAAACCGGAGAUGUAAUUUUCUAGCAGAGAGGAAAGGCUGUGCAAGACUGUUGUAUGUUGUCUGGAAAUGAUCUAUAUAUGUAUCUUCAGCCCUCAUUUAAGUUUUGUUUGCCGUUUCUUAACACUUUGCUUUUGGAGAGUGUCAUCUACUCAGGACUCGAGCAGAGCUGUACUGUACGAUGUUGUCGUCGGGGAAAAGCACUUUUGCUUUUCUAGAAGUUACACGAUAUUGAGAAUUGCGGGAAAAUUUGCUCCCCAGAGUUUAUAACGGUGCAUUUUGUUUCAGAGUUAAA